AUGAUCAAAACCUUCAAGCCUGCAGUGAGGCUCAGGGUCUGGAGGAAGCACAGAUUUCUGAUGCUUCAGACAAGAUCUUCCUCUCCUCCUCCUAAGCAACCUCUGUGUACACUGAAAAGGCCUCCUACUGCUGAAGCAUCCAGUACUUCCCAGGGUUCUCAGAUUGCCUGUUUAUCUUCCACUGCUACUACAGUCUCUUCAGUGAGCAAAUCAGAUGACAGCUCUAGCAGCCAAGAAGAUGAGGAAAGUCUAAGCACAGUGGAGUCUGUGCCUGGCAGUAGCUAUCCUCUAGAUGAGAAGGUGGCUUUGUUGGUGCAGUUCCUGCCAUUCAAGUUUCAAAUGAAAGAGCUAUGUAUCACCUAUGAUGGAAUACUGAGUAGUAAUGAGGGCAUCCCCAAGACUGACCUCCUGGUUUUUACCUGGGAUGUGAUCUUCAUGAAGGACAACCAUGUCACUGAGGAGGAGAUCUGGAAAGCACUGAAUAAGAUGGGCAUAUUUUCUGGGCUGUAUCACUUAAUCUACGGUGAGCCCAGGAAGUUCAUUACCAAAGAUCUGGUGCUGGAAAUGUAUCUGCAAUCCUUCAUGUCAUGA
Molecule: messenger RNA, 591 nt
Organism: Chrysochloris asiatica (Cape golden mole)
Lineage: Eukaryota; Metazoa; Chordata; Mammalia; Afrosoricida; Chrysochloridae
Product: melanoma-associated antigen B16-like
Exons: 2
Coding region: 1-591 (196 amino acids)
Biological process (GO): negative regulation of transcription by RNA polymerase II
Cellular component (GO): nucleus
Source: RefSeq, a predicted model, not a curated record